GGGGGCGGAACCUUUCUCGGUCGCUCACUUCUGAUUGGCGGAGCCGCCUGUCACUCACAGGCUCGUCCCAGUAUCMUUCCAGUUGGGGAAAACAGUCCAGCGCCAGAAGUCAGAAAGUCAAUUUUCAACGAGGAGGGGCGUGCGUCAUACAGAUGUGUGGACUUAUCCGCGGACUUCUGCUUCUUUUUUUCACCGACCUACAACCGGAAAGUGUAAAUAGGCUAGUUUAAGAGUUUUUUUGUUGCCGGUUAAAGUUGUUUUUUUGUUAGCGGGAGAGCUUAAUUGGACUUGAGGACUUGUUGGCUGCUCUCUCUCGGCUUGUUUUUGCCGCGCGCACCCCCUCUCCUGAGUCCUGAAUGCGCCACAUGAUGCCUUCAGCUCAUCCCGGCCCCUGAAACGCAUCAUGCGGGCAGCAUGAACCGGGGACCGACCUGCUGUGGAAUGGCCGGCGUCCAGGUGUCCUCAGCAGCCGGGGAGAGCCGAUGCGGCCGGUCGGGAUGUGACGGAGCGCAGAGGAGGACAAACUCUUGAGAUGCGAGAGAAACACGAACCCUAGAGAGAGAGAGAGAGAGAGAGAGAGACAACCUCCGGCUUCUUCUUCUACCUGGACCCUGGUCGGGCCGCCUGCCGGGCGUCAUGGCCUCUGAAGUGGUCUGCGGGCUGAUCUUCAGGCUCCUGCUGCCGAUAUGUCUCGCGGCUGCUUGCCUGUUCAGGUACAACGUCCUGUCCUUCGUCUACCUCAUCUACCUCCUGCUCAUUCCUCUCUUCCCGGAGCCCACGUGCACAACGAUGCAAGGCCACACAGGGCGUCUGCUGCAGUCCCUCUGCUUCACCAGUAUGUCCUUCCUGCUGCUCCACAUCAUCUAUCAGAUUACCGUCAACAGCCUCCUGGCCGGGAACUCCAUCUCCUCCAACUUCAGCUGCUCAUCAUGGGAGAAAUCCAUACGACAAAUUGGCUUUGAGAGCGUGAUCGGUGCCGACCCGGGGAACGGUAUCCGGGUCUUCAUCCCGGACAUCGGCAUGUUCAUGGCCGGCUUGGCCAUCUGGCUGCUGUGUCGCAGUCUGGUCCAGAAGAGGCCGCCUGAGGACAUGGCGCAGUACAACGCAGACUUCGAGGCAGAGGAUCAAGAGGACGAGGAGAAGCCCAGCCUGGACGAUGACAUCCUGCUGGAGGAGGACCUGGAGGCGGGCUACGAGGCCGAGGAGGACGAGGACAACGACGAGCUGUACGAUGAGGAGGAAGAGGAGGAGGAGGAGGAAGAAGAAGAGGAGGCCAAAGAGAGCGCCAAGAUGAAGGUUCUGCGGCUGGUGGCGGAAGUGGCUUCAAAGGUGAAGGAGGUCAUCGGGAACUUGAUCACCACCGCGGGGAAAGUCGUGGUCACCGUCCUGCUGGGCAUGACAGGGAUCAUGCUGCCCUCGCUGACGUCUUUCGUUUACUUCUCCGUCUUCCUGUUCCUGUGCACCUGGUGGUCCCUCUGCCGGACCUUCAACACGCUCAUCUUCAGCUGCAUGUGCGUCCUCAUGGCCAUCUUCAGCGCCGGCCACCUGGUGGUCCUCUACCUGUACCAGUUCCAGUUCUUUCAGGAGUCCAUCCCGCCUGAGGACAGCUUCAUCAGAGUUUUUGGCAUCGCCCCCAUCGUUCAGACCAACUGCUCCUACACGUGGAAGCUCAUUGUGAGCCCGGAGCGUAAGUGGUACCACUUUGUCAACCCCAUCAUGCUGCUGAUUCUCUAUUACACCCUGGCCACACUCAUCCGCCUCUGGCUGCAGGAGCCCAUCGACCAGCUGAUGGACGACAAGGACGACGGCGCGUGCGAGGAAGAGGAGCAGAGUGGAAACAGAACCAACAGCUCGGCCAACAGGAAGAGGCAGAUGUGGUGGGGAGCUCGCCAAGGCACGGACGAGAAAAACCUCCUCUCCACGCAGGACCACUUCAGUACGACCGAGGUGCUGCCCACCGCAAACGGGACGUCGUUCGACUUUGUGACUACUGAGAAUGGACCGGUCUCCCUGGACCUGUACUCCACCCCCCAGUACAAACUGGACAAGCCUGAGGACGGCACAGAGAAGAAAGACGAGUGCGUGUACGAAGUGAGUUUACCUCCGGAGGACUCGGCGCCGAAGGAGUCUGAGGACGAAGAGAACGAGAUGAAGAAAAAAGGAGUGGGUGCGAUGGUGAAAGUCUUCCAGUUCAUCAUGAAACAGAGCUACAUCUGCGCUCUCAUCGCCAUGAUGGCGUGGAGCAUCACGUACGUCAGCUGGCUGACGUUCGUCUUCCUCAUCUGGUCCUGCGUGCUGUGGAUGGUGCGGGACCGCCGACGCUACGCCAUGCUGACGUCUCCCUUCAUGGUGGCCUACGGUGACCUGGUCAUAGUGCUGCAGUACAUCUGGAGCUUCGAGACCAUGGAGCCCAAAGCCGGCUUCUUCGUUAAGAAGAACAACCCGUUCCAUUCGCUUUCAUCCAAGAUGAUGUGUCUGGGGACUUUCUGGUUGCUGCUCAGACAAACACUUACAGAGAGACAACAGAAGAAAAAAGARGAAAGCGCAGGACUCUCAGACGUCUUCGUGGAGGACCAGAAGAAGAAGGAGGAGGAGGCGGAGGAGGAGGAAGGAGGCGAGCAGGACAUCGUGCACGUGCUCGGCAGUAUGGUGAUGGGGAUGCUGGUCAAAUACUGGAUCUACAUCUGCAGCGGGAUGUUCUUCAUCGUCAGCUUCGAAGGAAACAUCGUCAUGUACAAGAUCAUCUACAUGAUGAUGCUGCUGGUCUGCGUGGCCGUCUACCAGGUGAACUUCGAGUGGUGGAGAAAGAUCCUGAAGUAUUUCUGGAUGACGGUGGUGAUGUACACCAUGGUGGUCCUCACCAUCGUCUACACCUUCCAGUUUGAGGGCUCCAAAGAGGUCUGGAUGAGAGCGCUKGGAGUAAAUGAAAAAAGUCUGAAGGACCUGGGCUUGGAGACGUUUGAUGUGCCCGAGCUGUUCACCAAGAUCUUCAUCCCCACCUCCUUCCUGUUGGCGUGCAUUCUCCACCUGCACUAUUUCCACCAACACUUCCUGCAGCUCACCGACCUGCAGGCUGUGGUAGCCAAAGAGGAAAGCACCAUCUACAGACUGGUGGACCAGGAUGGAAGUCUGGCGGACCUCACCAUGCUCAGUGCGAGCUCGUUGGACGCCGUGCUGCUCCGGAACCGGCAGGUGGAGCAGCAGCAGCAGGAGGAGUGGAGCUCAGAGAAGGAGAAGGAGGAGCAGGCCCUGGUGGUGGUGAUGGACACCGACACAUCCAGCGAGAAACCCAGAAGCCUCUCAGAUCAGCGCCAGUCCAGCACCGAGGACAGUCAACGUUGCAGCGCUGCGACUGAACCGGAACCGAGCACCGAGCAGAGUUCAGAUCUGAAAAACAAAUGGCACCUGGUGGUCGACCGUCUCACAGUCCUCUUCCUCAAGUUCCUGGAAUAUUUCCACAAGCUGCAGCUGUUUGUUUGGUGGCUGUUAGAGAUCCACAUCAUCAAGAUCGUGUCGUGCUACAUCGUCAUGGUCUCCAUCAGAGAGGUGUCUUUGCUCAACUACGUGUUCCUGGCGUCCUGGGCCUUCGCGCUGCCCUACAGCCAGUAUCGGCCCCUUGCCUCCAGUGUUUGCAUUGUCUGGACGUGUGUCAUCAUCGUGUGCAAAAUGUUGUAUCAGCUGACAAUCAUAAGCCCCAAUCCGUACAACUGCACUCUACUAGGUAACUACACAAAAGAUCAAAUGGAAAAGAUUAAGAAGUCUUCACUGUACGUAGAAGAGGUGGAUCCAGGCAACUGGGUGGGCCUGGAGAAGACUAAAGACCUGCUGGGCUACCUCAGGAACAACUUCCUGAUGCUGGCUCUUUUGGCCUUCGAGGUGACCAUUUACCGCCAUCAGGAAUACUUCAGGCUGAGGAACAAACUGUCACCGCCGGCGGCCCGAAUCAUCUUYCACGACGUCACUCGCCAGCACCUGGACAUCGGCAUCAUCUACUUUAUCAAAUACUUCGUCAACUACUUCUUCUACAAGUUUGGGCUUGAGACCUGCCUGCUGCUGGUGGUGAAYGUCAUCGGGCAGAGGAUGGACUUCUACGCCAUGCUUCACGCACUCGCCUUGAUCGUUGUCAUGUACAGACGGCGGAGGAAAGCCAUCGCAGAGAUCUGGUCAAAGUACUGCUUCUUCCUGGCUUGCAUGCUGACCUUGCAGUACUUCGUCUGCAUUGGGAUCCCGCCUGCUGCUUGUAAAGACUACCCCUGGAGGUUUCCAGACUCCUUCACAGAUUCCAACGUGAUCAAGUGGCUCUACAUCCCUGAUUUCUUAACGAAGCCCAAUCCAUAUUUCCUCAUCUACGACUUCAUGCUGCUGCUCUGCGCCUCCCUCCAGAGGCAGAUCUUCGACGAUGAAAACAAGGCCGCGGUCCGCCUCAUGGCCGGCGACAACGUGGAGAUCUGCAGAGACCUGGACGCCGCCUCCUUCAGCGUCCACAACCCCGUGCCCGACUUCAUCCACUGCAGGUCCUAUCUGGACAUGUUGAAGGUGAUCAUGUUCAGCUACCUGUUCUGGUUCGUCCUCACCAUCAUCUUCAUCACCGGGACCACACGGAUCAGCGUCUUCUGCAUGGGUUACCUCGUGGCCUGCUUCUACUUCCUGCUCUUCGGGGGCGACCUGCUGCUGAAGCCAAUCAAGAAGAUCCUCCAUUACUGGGACUUCCUGAUCGCCUACAACAUCUUCGUCAUCACGAUGAAGAACAUUUUAUCUAUCCUUGCUUGUGGCUACAUCACCUCCCUGAUAAAGAACCACUGCUGGUUGAUCCAACUGUUCAGUCUGGCGUGCACCAUCAAAGGUUACGAGAUAAACACCAGUCAGGAAGUUCAAGAAACCGGAGGCCUCUGUGAGCUGCCCAAAGAUGAGGCGGGCAUCAUCUGGGACAGCAUCUGCUUCGCCUUCCUGCUGCUGCAGAGACGGGUCUUCAUGAGCUACUACUUCCUCCAUGUGGUGGCGGACAUCAGGGCGUCGCAGAUCCUCGCCUCCAGAGGAGCGGAGCUUUUCCAGGCCACCAUCGUGAAGGCGGUGAAAGCUCGGCUGGAGGAGGAGAGUAAAUCUGUGGAGCAGCUAAAGCGACAGAUGGACCGCAUUAAGGUGAGGCAGCAGAAGUUCAAGAGGGGCAAGGAGAAGAUGCUGAGCCUGACACAGGAGUCUGUGGACGGACAGCCGGCCGCCCGGCCCGCCGAGGAGGAGGAGGACGACGACGGGGCACAGCGAACGAAAGCCAAGACCAAAAAAAAGCAGUGGUGGAGGCCGUGGGUUGACCAUGCGUCCAUGGUUAGAAGUGGGGACUAUUAUUUGUUUGAAACGGAUAGCGAGGAAGAAGAAGAGGAGGAGGAGAAAAAAGACGAGGAGCUGCCGAAGAAGUCUGCGUUUCAGCGAGCAAUCGGAAAGUUUGUCUCGGCUGUUCUGGCUUUGCCCAAGUCUGUCAUUAGGCUUCCUAAAACCGUGCUGCAGUAUGUAGUCAAAGCAGGAAAGUUUCUCUACCAGGCCUGGAUCACAGAUCCCAAAGCUGCUCUGAAGGCACGAGCCAGAGACAAACGCAAAUUCUGGAAGAAAUACACCAGRAGAGUGAGAAACAGGAAAAGCAAGAAAGAUGCAGGUCACGUAGCAAUAGAGGUGGGCGAUCUGUCUGAUGGGCAAGAAAAGGAGGAGGMGAACAAAAAACCUGCUGGUCCAGACAACAUCAUCAAGCGAGUGUUCAACAUCAUAAAGUUCACCUGGGUGCUCUUCCAGACCACGGUGGAGAGCUUCACCAACUGGAUGAACGACAUGUGCAGGGAGUACAUCGAUAUCUCCACGGUGCUGCGUAUCGAGCGCUGCAUGCUGACGCGGGAGGUCAAGAAGGGCAACGUGCCGUCCAGAGAGAGCAUCCACGUCUACUAUCAGAAGGCCAUGAGGCUGAACAUCUCCAGGCAGGCUAGCCUAGAUCAGCUCAGCGACGAUGAGUCCGCCUCGGGCUCCUUGAGGGUCCGGAAGAGACGAGGAGGGUACCGGAUGGAGAGCCAGGACUCCACUGCCUCCAGAGACAGCAUGUCCAGCGUCUGCACCGAGAACACCACGCUGUUUUCCCGCCAGUCCACUCUGGAAGACAUGGACUUGAUGCCAGAGAACAUUCCCAAAACCAGUGAGCGUGCCAGGCCCAAACUGAGGAAGAUGUACAGCAUGGACAUGUCCAGCUCCUCAGUGGACAGCGGCAGCAGCUUCAUGUCCAGUGAAACAACGCAGUGCGUCGUAAUCUACUCCAGACAAGGCACCACGGACACCAUCGAGGAGGUGGAGGACGAGCAGGACCAAGGAGAAGACAAGCAGCAGGUGGAACCCCAACAGUUUCAGGAGAGUCAGGAGGAAGAGCGAUGGAGUGAUGGAGAGCCCAGGGAGAAAGACUAUGAAGAGGAGGAGAGGCCUCAGAGGGAAGAAGGUGAGGAGGGGAUGCAAGAAGAGGAAGAACUGGAAGGUCAGGAAGGAGGGGGGACUCCCAGUGAGUCGUUGAGCCCAGAUGAAGGUCCCUCCUCGAGGCUGGAGGAGGCUGAAUCUGCGCCCUCAGCUCUGGAGAACGACUUCAUCACAGAGAGUGACGACGGAGGAGAACAUCAGGACUUCAUGCAGACGGAGGGCCGGCCCGGCCUGCUCUACACUCCUGACACGGACGCCUCCAAAACCUCUGACGCCGAGGUGCCGCCCAGUUACAGCAAGGCGGUCAGCUUCGACCGUCUGGAGGUCAGCGACGACGACAGCGACAUGGACAGGAAGAGGCACAUGAUCAUGACGUCUGACAGCCGCUCCGACAGCAGGUCCGACAUCAUGCUGCCCUCCAUGACCACYGAGUUGACCGCCAGCGAACUGCUGCUCAACAAGAUGUUCUACGACGAGGAGCUGGAGCAGUCGGACAACUUCUACCAGACCCAGCCUCUGAUCCUACAGUUCUGCUACGCCCUCUACAACAUGCUGGUGGCCCACUCCGAGUUUGUUUGCUACCUGGUCAUCAUCAUCAACCACAUGGUGUCCGCCUCCUGCGCCACUCUGGUCCUUCCCAUUACCAUCUUCCUCUGGGCCAUGCUGUCCGUGCCGCGGCCCAGCAAGCGCUACUGGAUGACAGCCAUCAUCUACACUGAGUUCACUAUCGUCACCAAGUACUUCUUCCAGUUYGGCUUCUUCCCCUUCAACCAGAACAAGAUGGACAGGAACAAACCGUAUCACCCGCCCAACAUCAUAGGUGUGGAGAAGAAGGAUGGUUAUGUCCACUACGACCUGAUCCAGCUGCUGGCUCUUUUCUUCCACAGAUCCAUCCUAAAGUGUCACGGUCUGUGGGACGAGGACGUCCCCAAAGAGAAGAAGGAGGUGUCCCCUGAGAGCGAGUCUGAGGACGAGGGAAAAGACAAGGAGGAGAGCGAGAGGGACUCUGAGCCAGCCUCGUCCAUCGUCAGCGAGGGGAGAGGCUCCGUCCGAUCGUUGAGGUCCAUCAACUUUGAGACGUCCAUCGAGUCCGGACUGGUCCAGGUCCACCACCCCCAGACGCAGACCUACCAGCGACGCAAGAGCUCCAGCGGGGGCUCGCACAUUUCCCACCGCUCCCGCCUUUCCUCUGCCAGAUCCAAAAGAGGAAGCACCACGUCCCACAACAGCAGCCACAAAGACGGCAGCCUGGCCAGCGUCCAGCAGAAGACCCACAAGGAGCUGGUGGUGGAGAAGCUGAGGGAGCUGCUCCACAAGGCCAGAGCUUUCAUCAUAAAGCGGUUUCUGGAGCUCUACCUCCCCAUGAAGCAGUUCUUCUACAACCUGAUCCAUCCGGACUACAGCGCCGUCACGGACGUCUACGUGUUGAUGUUCCUCGCCGACACCGUUGACUUCAUCAUCAUCGUUUUUGGAUUCUGGGCGUUCGGCAAACACUCGUCGGCAGAUAUUACCUCGUCGCUGUCUGAGGAUCAGGUGCCGGGACCCUUCCUGGUCAUGGUCCUGAUCCAGUUUGGCACCAUGGUGGUGGACCGGGCCCUCUACCUCAGAAAGACGGUCAUGGGGAAGGUCAUCUUCCAGGUCAUCCUGGUCUUUGGGAUCCACUUCUGGAUGUUCUUUAUCCUGCCGGGCGUCACCGAAAAGCGUUUCAGCGAGAACACCGUGGCUCAGAUGUGGUACUUCGUCAAGUGCAUCUACUUCGGGCUGUCGGCCUAUCAGAUCCGCUGUGGUUAUCCCACCAGAGUUCUGGGGAAUUUCCUCACCAAGAGCUACAAUUAUGUCAACCUGUUCCUGUUUCAAGGUUUUCGUCUGGUUCCUUUCCUGACGGAGCUGCGAGCGGUGAUGGACUGGGUCUGGACCGACACGUCUCUGUCUCUGUCCAGCUGGAUCUGUGUGGAGGACAUCUACGCUCAUAUCUUCAUCCUCAAAUGUUGGAGAGAGUCAGAGAAGAGAUACCCUCAGCCGCGAGGCCAGAAGAAGAAGAAGGUGGUGAAGUACGGGAUGGGAGGAAUGAUCGUGGUUCUGCUCAUCUGCAUCGUCUGGUUCCCGCUCCUCUUCAUGUCCCUCGUCAAAUCUGUGGCCGGAGUCGUCAACGCGCCGCUGGAUGUGUCCUUGGAAAUCACGCUGGCCGGCUUCCAGCCCAUCUUCACCAUGAGUGCUCAACAAAAGCAGCUGCAAACUGUGACUUCGGAACAAUUUAAAGACUUUUGUCAGAAAUUUAGAUCUGACGAUGCCAUUCAGUGGCUGGAGACAUAUACCUACGAAGACCUGAUAAUCGCAGACCUGAAAGGCAGCUCCAACUCUCUGUGGACCAUCAGCCCCCCCAGCAGAGAAAAUCUGAUCACAAAGUUGGGCACCAGUGAGGAUUUCCCCAUAACCGUGUCUUGGUCUGUGCAAAGGAACCUGACUCUUGGAGCCAAGGCUGAAACUGCAUCUGGAAAAAAUGUAAAAAAUCUGUGCCCAGAAACCAAACUGAAUCUGAUUAUGCUUCUGAACGGGACAGUGGAGCAGACCCCCGUGACCAUAGCAGAAAUCAUCCCUCGUUAUAUUCGAGCUCCCAGUGACUCAGAUGCCACUCAUGUUGAGCAGCUCGGUGAGAAGAUGAUUAACAUAACCUUGACGUUGGUGCGAGCCCAGAAUUCUUCAGCACAGGUUCAGGAGUGGUGGAUCGUCGACCAAACCAAACCGGGCUUUUUGGACAAUCCCAGUGAGAAAUCCGAUCGGAAGCAGGACCGGAAAGCCGAAGCUGGUCUGCGGCUCUACAUCUUCAGCGACCAAGUCAGCCCGCCCAGUCUGGGCUUCCUGGCUGGAUACGGCAUCAUGGGCCUGUACGCCUCCGUGGUUCUGGUGAUCGGGAAGUUUGUGCGCGAGUUCUUCAGCGGCAUCUCCCACACCAUCAUGUUCGAGGAGCUGCCCAACGUGGACCGCAUCCUCAAGCUCUGCACCGACAUCUUCCUGGUCCGGGAGACCGGGGAGCUGGACCUGGAGGAGGACAUGUACUCCAAGCUCAUCUUCCUCUACCGCUCGCCGGAGACCAUGAUCAAGUGGACCCGGGAGAAAACCCAGUGAGGCCGCUCGGCUAGCUUUUCGGCUCGCAAAGCAGCAGAGGGUGAUCUUCUUCGGCUGGUAUCAGGCGGCGGCGGCGGCGGCGGCGGGGCCACGCAGAAACUCUUAAUGAAAAAACCGGGACGACAAAAACUGUCUCGUUAAGAGCACAAAUUUUGCAGCUGCUUUCCUCGAACGUCAGAAACAAACUACUGUAGAACUUUUUUUGUACCUGCCUGGUAGGUCGCGGCUGUUUAAGGGCUUCCCACUGACAUUUCUGAGCACAAUCUCUAAAAAAAUAAAAAAUAAAUUAAAAAAAUCCUCCCAACUGGAACCUGUGAGUGGAGGGAACGGUGCAAUACUGAGGUUCCUGCCAGGUUUUGGUGGACAAAUUAAAAAAAGGGAGGACAUUUACAACCAACAAACCUUUUUUUCUAAACGUCAGGGGCACUAAAAUCAAAACGUGGAGAACAUGAUCAGACUAUCUUGCCUUAUUUUGUCGAGAAGAACUGUUCUGAAUUACAUCUUUCUCAGGAAGAGCUGUUUUCAAUGACAUUCAUUCUGCGUAAAUGUGACGCAUCUGAAGGGAAUUUGUAGAAAAAUGUGUUUUAAGUGGCAUGAAAUAUACUGUUUGUGUCGUUCAGGUGGGCUCGACUCACGUCUGUUUACUGCACAUGGGCUUUUCUGUUUAUGCUUCCUGUUUUGCAGAGAGAAUUGCCAAUCAAACAUCCACUCGAUCACCUGCGGCGUCGUUAUCAGAUGGUAGAAUCCUCCUCUUCAUCACACCUCGCUGGUUUUUUUAAACAUUAAAUAAUUGAAAAGAGAAGAAAAGCUUCACUACGAAGGGCUGACACGACAAGCCCUUUGGUCCAAACUAUGCAUUAGAGGACAUUUUAGCAUGAGAGAGAAAAAAUAAUAAAAAAAACCAAACUUCAUUAUUGCCAUGAGUGACUUUCAGGACAUGUACAUACGGGGUUGUAUCACCAGGAACAGGUCGUGGAGGAAUGAAAUGUGAAGUUGUUCCUGUAUAUUAAAGCCAUGUGAUAUCAUAGACGUUAAGAGACGUGCAAAUAAAAAAUGUCUUGAAAGGGU
Molecule: messenger RNA, 10635 nt
Organism: Austrofundulus limnaeus
Lineage: Eukaryota; Metazoa; Chordata; Actinopteri; Cyprinodontiformes; Rivulidae
Gene: piezo2b
Product: piezo-type mechanosensitive ion channel component 2b
Exons: 54
Coding region: 637-9567 (2976 amino acids)
Cellular component (GO): membrane
Molecular function (GO): mechanosensitive monoatomic ion channel activity
Source: RefSeq, a predicted model, not a curated record